AUCUGAGCUAAACCUGACCUGGUUGUUAAGUGAAGUAAAGUAGAAAGGGGGGAAAAAAAAAAAAAAAAAAAAAAAAAGCUGGAUCAUGUGUUACCAUAUGAACAGACGAAUGGGGCCACAGAGCCUGUCUUCACUUCUCCACACGCUGCUUAUUCUUAUCCUGUGAAAGGUGGUGGAACGUGAAAUGUGGCGUUUCAGCCACCGCGGCAGCCAGUGGGAUGUUCUCUAAAACUUCAUCAGCCCCUGACGCUUUUUGCAGCUUUUAGGGCUGGGUCUUCCAGGCACGAAGCAGCGGGAGGCUCCUGGGGGGUGUCUGGAGAGCAGGUCAGACCCGCAGCACCGCUGUCCCCCGCCGUGUCCCUCGCACCCCCCUGGACCUCUCGGGGGGAGAGGAGGCCUCCCCGGAGCUGGGAGGUGGCCUGCAUGGUGCGGGUGAGCCUUUGGGAAGGGCAGCAAGGGCGUUGCGUUCGCUAGGAAUCGCACUACAUCAGCAAGAACGCUGAAAAGGAAUAUUUCAGUUAGUUUUGUGUGGUAGCAGCGGGUGCAGGUGGCGUGACCCGGGCCCACGGCUUUGCUGGAGGAGUGUUCCCACGUUUCCAUCCCUGCUGCCUUUCGGUUUCACGAGUGCUGUGCGUUUGGGCUCCCUUCAGAGACUCCUCUGCUGCGGAGUCUUAGGGGCACCACUUCGGUCUGUCGCAUCUGGCCCACCUCUGAUCCACAUAAAAAGCCGAAGGGCAGGAGAUUGGUUCUCAGCAGCCUGUCCCGUGCCAUCGCACCUUCCCCUUGGCCACCCUGUGGCUGCUCCACGUGGCAUCCAGGGGACAGAAAUGCUUCUGUGUGUGUGUUUCUCCUAUUCUGUGCUGUAUUAUUGUAGCUGUUGAAUAUAUUCAUUAAGCUGAAUGAAUCCCCACCUGGCAGCAUCCAUACGGCAGCAUUUGCAGCUUCAGCUUCAUUUAUGGAGAGGGGAAGGAAUAUAAAAUACAAAAGGGAAAUCAUGCACAAGCCUACAGAGGCUUCAACAGUAUCAGCAAGCUGUGAGCUGUGCAAGCGUAUGGCUGGAGCGAGUGUCGGGAGCUUUUCAUAAAUCAGCUGGGAAGAUUUAAAGCCCUUGGCAUUUAAAAAAUAACUAGAUGAUGGAGUCUAGGUCAUAAGUUAUCUGGGAGUCUUAGUCUCACUGAAAUUAAAGGGAGUUUGGGUUCUAGGUGUGUUCUGGAAAGAGGAUUGGGAAUCAAAGUCAGACCGAUUUUAUCGCUGUAGAGCCACAAACUUCUGACAUUUAUAGUAAAAUAUUUACUAGGAAAAUUGGAUUUGUCAAAGGACAACACUGAUGCAUCAUCAGGCUCAGAAAAUGGGCUGUUACAGAUGAGUGGAGUUUGUGUCUUGUCCCUUUGGAAGACGGGACUUGCAGCUUUUCCUUUAUUAGGAGGGAGGUAACAUUGCUCACCAGUGAAAAACCUCCAUAGAGUGAUGCUCGCGGCUGCACUGAGGGGGGGUUAUUUGAGCAGCAGCAGACGGCAUCCUCUGACCCAGGACAACUGGUGGAUAAUCCAUUUUCCCACUCGGUGCCAUCCAGUGCUGCUGGGUGACGUCCCUGUCCACGGGGAGCGGAGGCUCAGGUCUGCCAGGCAGGACCUCGCUCACCCUCGAAGCCCCACAGUGGGCGGCCCCGUGGCCCUGGCUGCUUCUCAGGAGACAUGAAACGCUUGGUUACACCAGAUGUCCCUUUUCUCUGCAGCAGCUCUGGCUGGGAACGUCUCUGCUCGCUCAGGGAGGUGUGUGGGUUAUGUUUGGUAGAGGUGGCCCAAGUGUAGGAUUGCGGUGCGGCUCCUGACGGGCAUCCGUGUCCCUCCACCUUCUCCAGCCGGCAGGAGAGCGGGGACAGCAGAGGUGGAGCAUGGUGGACAGAAACUUCCCCUUCUGCAGCAGUCAGAAUGUUGGGUUUAUGUGGGAGAGAGCCUCUGGAUGGGUUUGGUUAUUAAAAAUUCAGCAACAGAGGUUGAUACCAUAAUACCAAGCCGAGGUGGAACAUUCCAGCCAUUGCUUAGACACGUGCAGAUAGGAAGAGUUUUCCAGUCCUCCCUUUCUCAGGACAAAGGAGUCACUGCCUGGAUGCCAAGCCAUCUGUUCAAAAGGAUUAGCACUUUCAGAGACUGAGAUACAAUACAUCACAGAAGAAAAAUUUUGUGACUAUUUGAGAAAUACUUAACCAAGGUGAUGCUCGAGUCAGACCCCGCAGACUGCACCAGAGCCAGUGAGAGGCAGCAGUGUGGGGGCCCCACGUCAGGUGCUGGCACUAAGCAGGACGAGAAACCCUGGAGCAUCCUCCACUGGCGCUCACAGAGCGACAGGUCAUGGACAUCCAGCUCGUGUGGCAGCUAAAAGCGCGACUGGAAGCCUGUUACCCAAGAGACCUUCCCAGGACUGCGGCAGGGUCUGGGUGGAGCUGCUCUGCCCUCGUCUCCUGCUGCCGUGGCUUUUACCCAAGUGAGGGUGGAGGCCAUCACUUUCCACAGGAACAGAAAGUUCUGCCUCUGGCACUGCCGAAACACCUGACCCAAGCUGCGGCUCUGCUUUUGUUUCUUGCCAUCCCCAGCUUCCUUCGUGUCUGAUUUCCCCUGAUUCUUGUUGCCGUGGCAGCUCAGUGGUGGUGGCUCUUGGGGGGAUGCUCAGAGCUGCACUGACUUUAUACUCAGUACAAAAUGGUCCUUUCUUGGAUGCUGUUGGGAGACCCCGGAAGCUGCAAAUGGCCAGAAGCAACACAGCAAACCCAGCCUAGAAAACUGAGUGAUUUGAAAAGUCAUGUUAAAUCCUUCCAAUGCUGGAGUUGCUGCUUGGGAAGCAGCACAUCUCUCCUGAAGCACAGGAAAGGUGAGCUACAGGCAGAAAAGAAACCGGGGAUAAACCUGCCCUCUUCUGUACAAUGAGUGAAGGAGGGUGGGGAUGGCUGAAGAAGUGUCAGCAUCGUGUGUGUCAAUGGCUCUACAGGUUUUACUGUAAAAUAUCUUACAGACUGCCAUGGAGAAGAAAACAUCAGGUCAUUAUACGGUGGCAGGAAAGGUGGGUGGGUGCUGCAGGAACAUGAUGUAAGGGGCUGGUGAACAGGAGAGGGUGUAGGUAAGGACCAGUUACACACAGUCAGGCCAAGUUGCACCUGGUAGUGGGUGCUGGCCUGGGGGAGGGCUGGAGAAAGAGUGAGACCGAGUCUAUUCCCCGGCUGUUCCCACAGAGUUUCCCAGGAUGUGGCUGCACCCUGUGCCGAGCAGCGCAGGCAGGCGAUGUCCUCCCAAGGCCAGGCUGGGCUUGGUGCUGAGCCGUGCUCCUCCAACCGGGUCAUGCUGCCUGUGCCUGGUCUCAGGCUGCUCCGUGCCCUGCCUGGUUUUUCCUGCCAAGCCUGCUGGGACAUUUACCGUCAAAUUGUGGAAAUGGCAAUGAAUCUUGCUAAAAUCUGGGUGGUAGAAACUUUAGUAUCUCCAAUGAUAUAUCAUUCUGUGAAAUGCUUACUAUGUGCUUUAAUAUUCCUGACUGUUAAACUCAACAAGCUACACAAAGCAAAGACCUUUCCUCUGUGAAGAUGGGACCAAACUCCUGCAGCCGCUCAGCGUCAGACCUGGAGAGCUUGUGCACAAAGCCACCACCACCACCAGCAUCUGGGGAACGGAGUCCCAGACUGCUUAAGCAAAACCAGAUGGAGCAGCCGUUGUGUUUGGUAACUGGGUUUAAUGGCAGCCACAAAUGGCACUUGGGUUGUUAAGAUGUUUGUCCGAGGUGUGGAUGGAUGACACAGCCCGUCCCCGCUUUCUUUAUCAGUUCGGUACCCCGAGGCUUUGUGGUAAAGCUGGUUUGUAAGCGGGGAGGGGGGAAUGCAAUCUCCCGGAUAACGAGACGCCUGCUUCAUGCUAACAGUCGUGGUUAAUCCAGCCAAGGGUCCCGGCAGCCCUCGCCGGCGCGCGCAGCCCGCCCGACGUGCCGCCUGUCUGCAGCCCUCGGCGUUCGGAGACACCAACGGCGCUCGGGGGAUUUCUCACUUUCUCUCAUUUAUCACACUGAAAGUGUUCAUAAAAACACCCCAGCUGCCAGCACUGGUGAGAAGAGCUGCGGCGGCGGGGGAAGAGCUGCGGCGGGCUGCCCUGCCUCCACGGCACAGGUACCCAGGGCUCGCCUCUCCCUGCCACCGACACGGGGGAGGCGGAAGGGUUUUAAUUAGCUCUUGAUGCUAUUUUUUACCUCCCAGCGCUGCUUAAUUUAGCUCAAGCUGUCAUGCACUGAUCGUUAAGGGGAAAAGAAGGAAACGGGGGUGUUGGCCCCUCUCUGCUGAGCAGCUUGGCAGGAGCAGCCUCAUAUCCUAAAGCCUGGGCUGGUAACUGGGGCUUUUCUUAGAUCUUCUGUAGCAGUAAAAGUUUAUUGCCCAGAGAAAUUUCAUGCGUUGGCAGUCAUAAUACACAGCUCCUGCAGGGCUUAUGCUGCAUUUGCAGGUUCUGUUCAUACCCACUUCGGUUUGAAACAACAUAAAUAUCUUAUGGAAAAGGUGCCUGAGAUCUUCAAUCAUGCUGUGACCUGCCUUGAUGCUAGAAGGAAGGACACAGAGACCUUGAAAAGCUGUCACUACGCUAGGAAGAGGCUUAUUCUCCUCUUUUCAAUAUACAAGGCCAUUGCAGAAUUUUUUGCCAUCUUAAAUGACACGUCCAAGUGAACAAGAACCACCUGUUACGGAUUUAGCAUUCCCCUAGACCAGCCCAACCUCGGUCCUGGUGUGAGGUGGAUGCCGGGAGCUGAUCCCGCUGCUCUUCUCCAGCCCUCGCAGACACGGUGUUGCCUUCGCCUACCCCUGCUGACGGGUCUGCCCAGGCUCCCUCUGCACCAGCCAAGGGUAGGAGCUGCUGGUGCGUGGAUGUGGAACCGUGCUGGCCAUCCGCCUGUCCCUGAGUCCCGGCCUCGUGCAUCUGUCCUGUGAGUUGGUCGGAGGCGGAGAGCUGAGGUUGUGCCCUCUCCUGCAGUCCAGGACUUGUCCUCUGCCCACUGCCAAAGCCACCCCACUCUCAGCUCCUCCCAGAGCCGUCCAGCAGCCGAAGCAUCGAAGCUGAAGCAUCGAAGACCCUCCUUGCUGUGACACUUUGCCUCGCAGUCGGUCUGCCAGAACCUGAGCUUCCCACCUUCACAGCCAACGGCACAGGUUUUCUGCUUGCCAAAGCGUUGCUUCAGCUGGGGUUAAAAGAGCGUCCCCCCGGUGCCGCCUCGGCCCCCGGUGCCGUUGGGAAUGAGCGCCUGUGGCAGGAAGGCGCUGACCCUGCUCAGCAGCGUGUUCGCCGUCUGCGGCCUCGGCCUCCUGGGCAUCUCCGUCAGCACUGAUUACUGGCUCUACCUGGAGGAGGGCAUCGUCCAGCCCCAAAACCAGACAGCAGAAAUCAAACUGUCGCUUCACUCGGGGCUCUGGAGAGUCUGCUUCCUCGCAGGUGAAGAGCGUGGCCGGUGCUUCACUAUCGAAUACGUCAUGCCCAUGAACAUCCAGCUGACGUCUGAAUCCACAGUCAACGUUCUGAAGAUGAUCCGCUCUGCCACACCCUUCCCUCUGGUCAGCCUCUUCUUCAUGUUCAUCGGCUUCAUCCUGAGCAACAUCGGCCACAUUCGGCCUCACAGGACCAUCCUCGCCUUCGUCUCGGGGAUAUUCUUCAUCCUGUCAGGUCUGUCCCUCGUGGUGGGGCUGGUCCUCUACAUAUCCAGCAUUAACGACGAGAUGCUGAACAGGACCAAGGACUCGGAAACAUUCUUCAAUUACAAAUAUGGAUGGUCAUUUGCCUUCUCUGCCAUCUCGUUCCUUCUCACAGAGAGCGCCGGAGUGAUGUCCGUUUACCUGUUCAUGAAGCGAUACACGGCCGAGGACAUCUACCGACCCCACCCCGGCUUCUACCGUCCCCGCCUGAGCAACUGCUCCGACUACUCGGGGCAGUUCUUGCACCCGGACGCGUGGGCACGGGGACGCAGCCCCUCGGAUAUCUCCAGCGAGGCGUCCCUGCAGAUGAACAGUAACUACCCGGCUCUGCUCAAGUGCCCCGACUACGACCAGAUGUCCUCGUCGCCGUGCUGAGCCCCACCACCCCUGCGCCCGCGCCCACCCACGCGCCGGCGGCCGCCGCAUCCUGACUCCGUUUGUCAUUUAUUUUUUAGGCCACUCUGACAGAGCAAUUCUCUAUUUAUAGGAGCGUAAAUAUAACCAGAUAGAUUGGUUACGUAACCAAUAAUGUAACCUAGAGAAUUGGGAUAUUUUCCUUUCUUUGGUUGGGGUUUGUUUUUUUUUUUCAUCUCUCCAAAGUCCUCUUCUUUCAGCUCAUCCUGCUGAGCAAACAGCAGUUCUGCCUGGGGGAUAAAUCCAGGGCUGGACUCAAGAGCAGAAAAAAGAAAAUAGAGUAGACCUAAAAAAAAAAAGUAUGUCUUUUGGUUUAGGUAGGCUGCAAAGGUUUGUGCAUUUGACUGUAUCCUAGAGUUUUAGAUUUACUGGCCUAAGCAUCAGCAGGCAUAAAAGAUUUGUGUAAAUCUCCAAGACACAGUCAUCAUUAGAAAAAUACAAAUUUUGUCUUGAUUGAAUAUUUACUGAUUGAUAUCUUGUGUUACUGGAUAUCACUUUUAACCAGGCUGUAAUGGGAAAUAGCCAUCUUUCUCAACAAUACCUCAGCAGGCUUAGACACAAGCAGGUUGUUGUUUCUCUACGGCCACUUGAAAACUGUUGCUUAAGUCCCCUGCAUUAGACUGGAGGAUCUACAGCCCUGGGAUGUCCGGGUGGUUGGGGUGGCUCAGGCACCCACAUUUCCCCCACUAUCCCAUAGACUGGAGGCCUGAAGAGCAACUGGGAGAAUUUCAGUGCAGCGUCAAGUGGAAAACUACCUAAAACCUUCCCACAGGAAACAUUAGCCACAGGAUUUUGGGGAAAUUAUGGCCAGAAAUGCAAGUUAUUUCAGUGAAAGGCGAAAUCCCAAACCGGUGUAAAGUGAUGUAGCUGAAAUUAAUGGCCCUAGUCCACCAUAGCAAAGUAGUUGGCUUGUAUUUCAUUUUGGCAAGAAAAUGGUAUUUUAGCUGCUUGUGUGUGUGUGUGUGUGUAUGAAGUUUAUUUUGAGGUUUUCAGUUUUAUAAUUUCAUAUGAUGCUUUGGCCUUUUGGUCUGAGCUGCCAGAGUGAUGGCAUCGCUCUGAAAGCAAAGUGCAGGGAAGGAGAAGGCUGUGCUCCCGUGCAAGCCACCAGCUUGUCCCCUCACAGGAGAAAGAGCUUUGUCCAGGCUUUAUUUCUAUUCUUGUUACUUUAAACCUUUCCAAAAAUUUCCUUUCUGUAAAACAAAACCUUCCAGGGAUUCUUGGUAUGUUUGAGCUUGUUUUGUCUUACUGUAAUUGAAACCAAUAGAAUAUACGCACUUUUAACCUCAUUUGUAGCACACCGUGUAAUGAAUGUUGCACUUCUUUGUUGCUAUUAUUCAUUAUUUAUUAAUUAUUAUUCUUUAUUUA
Athene cunicularia (burrowing owl) is the source of this 7486-nucleotide messenger RNA. Its product is annotated as voltage-dependent calcium channel gamma-5 subunit. Gene Ontology annotation, molecular function: channel regulator activity; voltage-gated calcium channel activity. The coding region runs from base 5255 to 6082 and encodes 275 amino acids. The transcript is spliced from 8 exons. The record is from RefSeq and is a predicted model, not a curated record. Gene Ontology annotation, cellular component: AMPA glutamate receptor complex; voltage-gated calcium channel complex; postsynaptic density membrane. Gene Ontology annotation, biological process: postsynaptic neurotransmitter receptor diffusion trapping; calcium ion transmembrane transport; positive regulation of synaptic transmission, glutamatergic. NCBI's taxonomy places the organism in Eukaryota, Metazoa, Chordata, Aves, Strigiformes, Strigidae.